Symbiodinium natans is the source of this 1275-nucleotide messenger RNA. The record is from the annotation of a GenBank genome assembly. Lineage: Eukaryota; Dinophyceae; Suessiales; Symbiodiniaceae.
AUGCCAAACACCACCGGCAAGAUCUGCCAGUGGGGCUGCUACGACGAGGAGGAUGAGGCUUGCCACGCGGGCCUCACGAACAUGCAGUGCGCAGAGAUCUACGGCCAUGUCGACUGGAUCCAGGUGUGCGACUGUGUCGAUGAGGCGACCGGCCUUCGCGACAACGUCACGGUGGCCGCUCCAAGGUUGGAGUCGGCCAACAUCUAUUUCUCCGUGCCGGCCUUCGUCGUCCUCUUCCGCGAGAGCUUGGAGGUAGUCAUCGUGCUUGCGAUCAUCAUGCAGUUCCUGACCAAGAUGAAGAAUGAUGGGCUUCUCGAGCAGAAGCUGUUCUACAAGUUCCGGCGGGAGGUCUACGUGGGCGCAAGCCUGGGCUUCGCCGUCUGCUUGCUCUUUGGAGUGGGCUUCUUGGCCCUCGCCUCCUUGACCUACCAGCUCUUCGAGGGCGACAACGAGCGCAUCUUCCAGUUCUGCAUGAUGAGCCUCACCUGCGUGGUUCUGACCUUCCUUGCCGUGAACUUCUACAAGAUGAUCUACACGAAGGAGGCGCAUGAGCGAAAGAUGAAGAAGCAGAUGGAGGAGACGCUCGAGGCGUCCCGCGCCGCGGAGUCCGGAGACGAGGUGGGCUUUGGUAGGAAGCACGCCUUCUUCGUCCUGGCCUUCACGACCGGGCUGCGGGAAGGCCUCGAGUCCAUCGUCUUCCUGGUGGGCGUCAUCUCGGAUGUCAAGGAUCUCAGCUCCCUGCCGCUGCCCAUCAUCACCGCACUCGUCCUGGCCCGCGUCGUUGGCUGCAUCUUCUUCCAGGGGACCAAGGGCUUGAAGGUCGACUGGUUCAUGCGCAUCUCGGCUGUGCUGCUCAUGAGCAUCGCAGCCGGCUUCUUUUCCUCCUCCAUGCACCAGCUGCAGGAGCUGGAUGUCUUUGGCGUCUGGAGCCCGCGAAGCGAGAGGCCCUGGCAGAACGUGAACGUUUGGGACGCCACGGACUGCUGCAACGACAAGACCAACCGCUUCUUUGUCCUCAUGCGGGCCAUCUUCGGCUGGCAGGACCAGGCCACUCCCAUUGAGAUCUUCGCCUACAUCUUCUACUGGAUUCUGGCCACCAUGCUCGUCUCCCUGAUGAUCUGGCGGGCCAAGAAGCAGCUCGCGAAGAUGCUUGAGAAGUGGCGCGUGCUGGAUGAGGAGGCAGCCAAGGAGGCCCUUAAAGAGGCGAAGGAGGAGGAGGCUACAGGGGAGCUUUCGGAGAGAGAAGGCGCUGAUGCCGGGGCGCCGUCCAUCUGA